AUAGGAAUUCUGUAAUUAUCAAAUAAGGCAUCUGAAUACUUUUAAUCUACUGUUUUACAUAAAUAUCCAUAUAUGCGUGUCAUAAUAAGAACAUAUGCAUUUAAUAUAAUCAUCUGCGGAACGGAAAGACAAGAAGAUUCCAUUUUGCCGGAUGUCACUAUGUUAAUUUUUCACCGAGUUAUAGCGUUUUGAAAAUCAACGUAUGUGCACGACGUAUGCAUUUGCGUACGUAUAUGUCGCGUGGCUGUUACGUAACUCUUACGGUACUACGACUCAGCUGAUCAGCUGAUCAGUAGUGGACAGUAGUAAGACUUCCAGGAAAUCGAGUAAAAUUUAUGCUCGCUUGUCGGACGGUUCCGCUCUGUAUCGGGAUCAUUCGGAAUGAACAGAUGAUCGUGGUUCAAUACAGCUGUCAAUAUCAAUCUUUGCAGAUAAAAAGAUUGGAAAAAAUGCAUUUUAAAGCUAUUAUUCUAAUAUUUGUGAUAAACUGAGAAUGAUUUAUCUCGGAUAAUUGAUUCGUGCGAGACAUCAUUGAUUAAUUAAAAAAAUAAAAUUAACCUUUUCGAUAUGGCAGCACAAGAAACCGGCCGGCCUGUCAAAUUUAUAGAAGACGUAUAUACAGCUGAACCUUCUAUACCGGAAGAGUUAGCAUCUAAAAGUAAAUUGUCGCCGCAAUUUCAGGCUCGAACACCCGAGGAAAAUUCAAAGACCAACGACAACGAUAUACCCGAGCCACAACCGCCACCCACCACGCCGACCAAAACGCGUAGUGUCACACCACCCUCGUCUAUUGUGACGCCCCGAGCCGUGAGAAGUGGACUGGCCAAAUCUCCGGAAGCCACGACGCCCAGAAGGCAACACGCGCUAGAGACGGAAGGUUCAACCCUCGUGAACGGACGCACGUCCAAGACACCCUCACCGGACGCGAUAAACGAUAGAAAUACGUCAAAGGAUCGCUCACCGAGGUCACCGAUUUCUCCCCGUCCACCCAGCAGCCUGCGCGUCAAAUCCGCCGGCGACAAGUCUACCCCGAGCACUCCUAGAACAUCCCCCCUUACACCUAGCAAAACAUCGCCCGGAACACCGAGGAAAACUCCGUCUCCGAAAGAGUUGCGUCUUCCGAAACUCGCGCCUUCACCGAUACCUCAAGAAACAAGUCCGGCGACUCCUGAAACUCACGUGAAAAUCUCUUUACCGAAACUAAUCGAGCCAUCUUCACAAGCCACCCGAAUGGCAUAUUAGAACUGUCAAAUCAAAAACGCAACGAGUUUUUUAGUAUAGCACGCUUCGAAUAGUUCAUUCUUUCUUUUGUGGUUUUGUUAACUAAUUUGAAGUUAAUCUUUUCUUAACAAAAAUUGUAUACUUUUGUUACAAUUUCUUACGACUAACUUUAAAACGUGUUUAAAAUUUUUUACACGGUAAUCAACAUUGAAGAACGUUUAAAAUGUCAAAUCAGUCUACUUGAAACUAAAUAAGGAUAAGAUUAUCUGUUUGCAAAUCUGAAAAAACGUAUCUAUAAUUUUUAAUCCUUUAUCGAUAUCAAAAUUUGAUAAUUUUAUUAAGGAAAAAUUUACUUCAGAUUAAUUCAAGAUUCGUAUUAUAAAAGGAAAUGAGAUCUGGAACAUCUAUAUGUCAUAAAAGUGCGAAAGAAUUAGUGACUUAGAAAAAAUGAUGGUAGAAAAUUCGUAACAAAUCACAUUUAGUAGAGUAAAUAUCUUCAUUUUAUUAAUGAAUAUAACCUCAAGUAAAUACUUUUCUAUUAUAAGAAUAAUCUUAAUCGAGUAUAAAAAAUAGAUUCGACAGUAAGCUAAAAAUUCGAGGCGAUACGGAAUACGGGCUUGAUUCUCGCAAGUCCUAUUUUCCAGCUAAUCCGUGUAAUUACCAACCCCGUCUUCCUUUGUGUGGAAGAUUGACCUCUAACGGGUGUCGGAAAUCAAAAUACCGUCCAUUGAAAAUGUUAUAUGUUCUAUGUUACGAAUGAUUCUAAUAUUCUUUUCUCAAUUUUGUUAAAUCUCUAUAUAAGAAAUGUUAUUGUUAUUUUUCAAUUUGAACACUAUAGAUUUUUAUAAGGCAUUUAUAACAACUUGAUUAUAAAUUAAUGGCUUAUAUCGUAUUACUUGACAAAGAGCACAAUUCCUGAAAAUAAAUAAAAUAUAGAAAAAUA
Linepithema humile (Argentine ant) is the source of this 2164-nucleotide messenger RNA. The record is from RefSeq and is a predicted model, not a curated record. NCBI's taxonomy places the organism in Eukaryota, Metazoa, Arthropoda, Insecta, Hymenoptera, Formicidae.